This is a messenger RNA of Nicotiana attenuata, 777 nucleotides long. Its product is annotated as autophagy-related protein 8f. The transcript has 6 exons. Lineage: Eukaryota; Viridiplantae; Streptophyta; Magnoliopsida; Solanales; Solanaceae. Gene Ontology annotation, biological process: cellular response to nitrogen starvation. Bases 138 to 506 code for a protein of 122 amino acids. The record is from RefSeq and is a predicted model, not a curated record.
AACUCCACAUACAUUAUUUAUUUAUACAAAGAGUCCAAAAACAAAGCAAAAGCAAAGCUUUUUCAUUCAAUCUUCCUAUCUUGUUUCUCUUUUCCCCCCCCAUCUUUUUAUCAAUCAUUCUUCACAAAAAGGAAAAUAUGGCAAAGAGUUCAUUCAGGCAAGAACAUGAUCUUGAGAAGAGGCGUGCUGAAGCUUCUAGGAUUAGGGAAAAAUACCCAGAUAGGAUUCCGGUCAUAGUUGAAAAGGCUGAAAAGAGUGAUAUUCCCAACAUUGACAAGAAAAAGUAUCUUGUCCCAGCCGACUUAACAGUAGGGCAGUUUGUCUAUGUCAUUCGCAAAAGGAUUAAAUUGAGUGCAGAAAAGGCAAUUUUCAUAUUUGUUGAUAAUGUCCUACCACCAACAGGUGCGAUCAUGUCUUCAAUCUAUGAUGAAAAGAAGGAUGAAGAUGGUUUCCUCUAUGUUACCUACAGUGGUGAAAACACAUUUGGCUACCUCAACUUAGGGUAGCUUUCAUGGCAGCGACUUCCAGUCAUUUUCUCAAAGUUCUCUUCAUCGUCCAUCGACACUGCUGUGUCCUGCUAAUAUUCAGUUGUUGCCUCUAUCUUGUACAGGUUUUAAUAAUAUUACAAAUUUGUAUAUAACCUAUAACUGCGUAUAGUUCACGAAAACCAAAUGCCAGAAUCUUUUGGCAACUGAUCUUAAUAACCAGUUGGAUUCAAUCUCAUUAACAAUGGUAUAUUGGUAUUACUGUUCUGGAUCAAUAUCUGUGAUUUCACUC